Molecule: messenger RNA, 8008 nt
Organism: Plutella xylostella (diamondback moth)
Lineage: Eukaryota; Metazoa; Arthropoda; Insecta; Lepidoptera; Plutellidae
Source: RefSeq, a predicted model, not a curated record
GUUUAUACAUUUCCUUGUGACAUCUUCUGACAAUUUUUGUAAACACACGCUUGUCGAAUUUAAUUGUGGGUAAUGGCUUCCUAAUAAUUGCAGAAAUUAUUUCGCAUUAUUGACAAUUAAAAGUACCAAACACAAUGUAUUUUGUUGUUGAUACACGGUAUCAAUCGGCUCAGUGACUGGUGUUAUGGAUCAUCCGGCGCUUUUCAUUUCGGGAUUUAUUGUUUCAGCGUCCUGUGGGAACGGCUACAAAGAACUUAAAUCUGAGCGAAAAUUUCAAUGUAUUUGUAGCCGAAAUCAGUUGAUUUUCUAGCUAAUUUCUGUGUGAAUGUGUAGUUACUUCAGUGUUUUAGUUAACAACUAUUGUAAAAGCUUCAGUUAUCCGGUAAAUACAGUGUUGACUCUUGCUGUUGUUUCGUGAACAUGAGAGUGAUUCGAAGAUAGAGCCUCCGCGCAGCAGUCAGUUUGUGCGAUGGACAAUGCUGGCGUGAAGAAGCUGGUGACCAGUAUGAAGGGGUCGGAGGGGAUGAAGUCUGAAGAGUCUGAUGAUGAGGUGUGGGACAGCGACGACGAUGACGACACCAUCGCGAGGAUCCAGCGCGCGCACUACGCGGCCACGGCGGCGGCGGGCCGGCGCCGCCCCGCGCCCGCGCCGCGGCCCCGAGCCAUGAGCCAGAAACGAAAAAUGGAAGCCGUCAAAACUUUCCAAGACUUCACCAAGAGGCUCAAGAAGGACACGGGCAUCAGAAUCCGCGGUCUCGUUGGCAAUAACGUCCUAGAACUAGCUGACUUCUCCAGUGAAGAGGAGGCCAAGUCCGACAGUGACGGGCUGUCGGAGGAGGAGUUUGUGGUCAACCCGAGUGCUGUGGAGGAGUUGGACGAGGAGAAUGAAAGUUACAUCGACCCUGAGACUGGGGAUAUUGUGGAGAGAAAGAAAACUAGUCCCGCUAAACCCCCACCCAAGGCAGAGGUUGUGGAGGAAAAACCAACUUUGCAAGAGAGUCCUCCUCCUGAGAAGGAAAAAGAUACUGAGAAAGUUGAGGCUGCAGAUGUAGAUGAAGGUGUGGAUGAAGAUCCCCUAGAUACUGUGGCAGAGGAAGACGGAGAACCUGAAGAUGAUGAAACUACAGAAAUGGAGGGUGAUGAGGAGACAGAGAAUUCACAAGAACCUCAAACAUUAUCCAUAAAUGACAUAUUAAACGAAGGAAAUAUGGACAGAGAGGCAAAUGUAGAAAUGUUGGCUGAGGUGGAAGGCAGUGAGUGUACAGAGAAAACUGCUGAGGAACUUCUUGGUAUGAAGGCGGAGGAGACCAGUCAAGAUCAGGACUAUGAAGGGGCGAAAGAUGCGACGGAGGGUGAGAAACCUGCAGGGGCUGAAGGGGAGGAUGCAGAUAAGGAUAAGAGUGAGGAACAGAAGGCCGAGGGUGAUGAUGAUAAGAAGGCGGGAGCUCUCAACGUGCGGCGCAACAUCCGCGAGGUGAUGGACGAGAAGCAGCUGGACGCGUCCACGCUGGCGGCGCAGCGGCAGGAGUCCGAGCGUCUGGCCAGAGUGCAGGAGCAGCAGAGGAUCAUUAGAGAGGUGCAACGGCAGAUCGCUAUCAACCGACAGAACAAGGUGCAUCAGAAGACGAUGUCGCUGCUGCAGGGAGGGUCGUCCAUCUUGAAGAAGGGUGUCGCUGGCAACAAACUCAACCUGCCCAACACGGUGCUCGUGAAGCUCCCGUCCGGAGAGAUGAAGAAGACGACCAUGAAGCAGGGGCAGGUGGAGGUGACCCGCGUCAAGGCCACCACCUCGGGGCCGCCGCCGAAGAAGCCUGAACAGAAGACUGAUAAGAAAGAGGUGGUGGAGAUAGUGGACAGCAGCAGCGGCGAGGAGUCAUCGUCUUCCUCCUCGGACUCGGAUGACUGCAUCAUGCUGUCCGACUCGGAAGUGCCCCCUAGUCCUGAAGCAGAGGACGACCCAAACAACUCCGGUCUCCACGUGAACGACGCCUACAACUUACCAGACGAACAAGGCCGAGUGCUCAUCAACCUCGGGCACGCGGAGUCCGAGCAGGACAUCUUCCUGGCGCCGCAGAUAGCCAGGAUCAUCAAGCCGCACCAGAUCGGCGGCGUCCGCUUCCUAUUCGACAACAUCAUAGAGUCCGUCGACCGGUUCGCCACUUCCACGGGCUUCGGCUGCAUAUUGGCGCACUCUAUGGGGCUGGGCAAAACUCUUCAGAUCGUGUGUUUUACGGACAUAUUCCUGCGACACACCACGUCCAAGACCGUGCUUUGUAUCAUGCCGAUUAAUACGCUGCAGAAUUGGGUGGCAGAGUUCAACAAGUGGCUCCCUCUGGACCCGACCAACAACCCGCUAGCGGCGCAGGGCGAGGUGCGGCCAAGGAACUUCCCCAUAUACGUGCUGAACGACAGCCACAAGACUCUGCAGAUGAGGGCUAAAGUUGUCAAGGACUGGACGACAACCGGCGGCGUACUCAUGAUAGGCUACGAGCUGUACCGCCUGCUCAGCAUGAAGAAGGACAAGAAGCCGCGCAAGACGCGCAAGAAGAAGGAUGAUGAUAAGGACAAAGAUGACAAGAAGGACAAGCCGGAGCUGGCGAAUGAUGAUACGCAGGGCUCGGACAUAACGAACCAGUCGAAGCUGUCAGAAGAGACGAAGGACAAGGAAGAUGGAGACGCGAAGGUCGACGACGACGCUAAGAAAGAAGAAAAGAAAGAAGAUGAGCCUAAUAGUGAAGAGAAGAAACUGUUGGACGAGAUGUACGCGGCGCUAGUGAAGCCUGGGCCGGACCUGGUGAUCUGCGACGAGGGCCACCGCAUCAAGAACUCGCACUCGAAUAUAUCGUAUGCACUCAAACAGAUGCGGACUAAACGACGCGUCGUGCUCACUGGUUACCCCCUCCAAAACAACCUACUAGAAUACUGGUGCAUGGUCGACUUCGUGCGGCCCAACUACCUCGGAUCUAAGACUGAGUUCUGCAACAUGUUUGAGCGACCGAUCCAGAACGGACAGUGCAUAGACUCUACGCCUCAAGAUAUAAGGCUCAUGCGGUAUCGGGCGCAUGUGCUGCAUUCGUUGCUUGUGGGUUUCGUGCAGAGACGCUCCCACGCCGUCCUACAAUCAACACUUCCUCAAAAAGAAGAGUUCGUGCUUCUAGUGCGUCUGACGGCGCUGCAGCGGCAGCUGUACGAGCGCUUCAUGAACGAGGUGGUCCGCGUCGCCGCCGUGCCCAACCCGCUCAAGGCCUUCGCCAUAUGCUGCAAGAUCUGGAACCACCCGGACGUGCUGUACAACUUCCUGCGCAAGCGCAGCGAGGCCAACGCGGCGAUAGAAGAGGAUCUGGACCUGGAAGAGCUCGGGGGCGUGACCAAGGCGGGCCGCGCCGCCCGGAGUAGGGCCCCGCCGAGGAGACAAGCCAAGCCACGGGGGGCUAAGGGUGCGCCAAAGAAACCUGCGGCGACUAUAACACCAAACACAUCCGGACCUCCAAAGAUGCCUGGAGACCCGAACAACUACGGAAACCCCCCAUUCGCACCGAACGGACAGCCUUACGGACCCCCCGUCCCGUACGGACCCAACCAAGAGGGUUCCUACCCGCCCUACCAAAACUAUCAGAACUCUGGACCUGGCUACUACCCUCCAAACCAAGGUUAUAACCAGAACUACGGGAAUAACUACUACCAACAACCGCCAUACGGAAAUAACUACCCGAAUCAAUACCCGCAACAGAACAACCAAGAUCCUAAUUACAAUCAAAACUACUGGGGCAAUAAUAGCAACUACUACGGACAGUCAGGGUAUUAUAAUAACCCUCAGUAUCCAAAUAACCAAGGACCGCAAGGCCAGCCGCCCCCAGAUUACAAUAACGGGCAGCAAUUCCCACCGAACUACCCCCCAAGGCCGACUGACCAGGCUUACCCUGGCGCCAUGCAACCCUACCCUAACAAUCAAGAAGGCUAUCCAAACCAACAACCUCCGUACCAACAAGGCCCCUACCAAAACCAGCCGGGUUACCCUGGCUAUAAUAACGCUAAUCCAACCCAAGGGCCUUCGUACCCUCAAACACCGCAGAAUUACCCUAACCAACCCUACCCAGCACCAUACCCUGGGAACUCAACAUAUAAUAACCCAGCGGCUCCAUACAACCCACAGUAUGGGGCACAGCCCAGUAACUAUCCAGGGUUCCCCAAUACGCCUCAAGGACAAACACCGAACAACAUGCCAAGCGAUCAAGCGGCUAUCAAAAAUGAACCGGCGAAUACUUAUCCUGAAGCUGUUAAGACUGAAACAGAAAUGCCUCCCAAUGCUCCCAUAGUGCCGUAUCAAAAUCCCGCCUUCAAUUAUAAUCAGCCGAAUACUUCUGGCUUUCCCAACCAAGUUUCUGCAGAUCCUGUUAAUAAUUACCAGCCUCCGUAUGAAGGAUUUGGCAAUAUGGAGACGAAACCUCCUUUGGGAAGCUCUGGCAGUCCUGUAACUUCUUGGCCGAUCAUAAAAACUGAAGUUGAUAGACUCAAAAACGAAGCGAAAACUGAAGUGAAAUCAGAAUCGGACGGUGAGGUCAAAAUCGAAGACUUGGACACGAAAAAGAUCGUAAAAGAUGAAAGUAAAAAGGACCUGAAAGUGGAACCGGCAAUAAAAGAAUCUCAACCGGAGGUAGCAGAAAAGAAGGAUGAGAAGUCUAAAACGGAUGCCGCUAAAAGCGAUUCUGAAUCGGAAGAGGAACCCGUUAAGAAAGGAAAGCAGAGGGGUAAAGGUAAAGAGCCUAAAAAAGGAGACAGCAAACGAGGUCCCAAAGGCAAAGCGAAGCCGCGAGGAAGAAAAGAUAGAAAGACAUCUAAAGAAAACGAGUCAGAUUCCGAAGAGAGUGAAAAAGAAGAGAAAGUCACAAGAGAAGAAGAAUUAGCUAUCAUGAAGAAAGCCGAAGAAGUAACUUAUGAUUGGGCGGCAGAAUUACUAAAGGAUUACAUACCUGGAAUAAUUGAGAAUUCGGCAAAGAUGGAGUUGUUCUUCUACAUUCUAAACGAGAGUAUAAAAUUAGGAGACAGAUUAUUGCUGUUCAGUCAGAGUUUGUUUACGCUGAAUUUGAUCGAGGACUUUUUAGAAAGAAACUAUAUACCUGGUACUAACUGCUUAUGGCAAAGGAAUACUAACUACUAUCGUCUGGACGGUUCAACUCACGCGCUUGAACGAGAGAAGCUUAUAAACGAGUUCAACGCUAACCCUCACGUCUACUUGUUCCUGGUAUCCACUAGAGCGGGCUCUCUGGGUAUCAACCUGGUGGGAGCUAACAGAGUUAUCGUGUUCGACGCCAGUUGGAACCCUUGUCACGACACGCAGGCUGUUUGUCGGGUUUAUAGAUACGGCCAAAAGAAGCCCUGCUUCGUGUACCGCUUCGUAAUGGACUGCUGCCUCGAGAAGAAGAUCUACGACCGACAGAUCAACAAGCAGGGCAUGGCGGACCGCGUGGUCGACGAGUGUAACCCUGACGCCGUGCUGUCCAUGAAGGAGAUCACCAACUUGUGCUUCGACAAUGACGAGAAGGAAUCAGAAGCGAAAGACUUAUCAGAGCACAAAGACAAGUACAUAGACGUGAUAAUGCAAGGCAUCAUCGCCCAGCUCGGGACCAGACUCAGCAAGGAGCCCUUCCAACACGAGUCGCUGUUAGUGGAUAGGAAGGAGAAGAAACUGUCUAGCGCUGAGAAGAGAUUGGCUCAGAGGGGCUACGAGCUAGAAAAGAAAGCAGCGGCGGCCCCCAAACCCACAACAGCAUACCGUACAGUCCGCACAGCAGACGGGUCCAUAGUGCAGCGGCCGGUGGCGUCCGUGCGGCCCAUGCAGCACGGCGCGCGCUGGAUCCCCGCCGACGUGUGGCGCAGACAGGGCAUGUCCGCGCAGGAAAUGACACUACCUCUAGACGUCGUAAUCCCGACCAACUCUGCCGAGAAGACCAACAUCGUGCUAAAGGCGGGCCAGCGCGUCAUGGUGCUGAAGAGCCCCAAGGGCAUCUACAUGCAGCUCGAGUCCGGCAAGAUCAUCGCCAUCAAGACCUCGCUGAAGGGGCUCGGGCAGAAGGGGGCCGAUGGGAAGGAGGCGGUUGGGAAGAAAAUUCUCAGCCGCCCAUCAUCAGCGAACAUACCGGGCUCUCUGAAGAACAACUCGGCCAUCACCAUCACGUCCAAAUCUGGUCCACGCCCGGGCCUCCAGCGCGUCUUGGGCCGGCCCAACAUGAUGGGACCCAACCGCAUAGUGCGGCCCAUGAUGCCCGGCCGACUGGGGGACAUCCGGGGCAGGAUACAGGGAGGGGAAAUCCGGUCUUACACGGCCAGGAAACUACCCAUACAACAGGGCAGAAUGAUUCGCCCGAACCUACCCGGCUCUCUAAGCAUCACCAAGGUGGUCAAGAAACAAAAAGACGAAAAUGACAAAGGUGAUAAAGAGGCAGAAUCCGAAGAUGAUACUCAAGUACUUGACAGUGACGAUGAUGAGGGCAGUGAUAGCACAAAAACUAGUGAGAAGAAAGAUGAAACAAAAGAAAAAACGGAUGGUGAGAGUAGUAAUACUAGUAAUAAGGAGUCUAAACCUGUAGAGGAGAAUAAGUCUUCCAGCGUCAACGACAAGGCAAAGAGCGAAGAGCCAUCCGAACCGAUUGUCUUAACAACAGACGAGAAGUUACCUUCAGAAGAUGCCUUCGACACUAAAAGCAACGAUUCAAAAUCACCGCCUAUAGAAGUCAAAUCAUCACACGAAGAAGCCCGCCCGCCUGUAGAAGAUUCUAGAACCAUGAUGCACGACGAUAGGCCAUCACCGGACGAUGCUAAGGCAUCGAAAAUUAAUUUACUAAAGAAUUACAGGCACCAGAGAUUAGCCAGUCGAGCGGCUGAGUCCUCGCUCAGCCAACUAGAGAAGACUGCCAGUGUAUUGAACCAAGACAGUGCGCCGGCCUUCCGCAAGCAUCUCGACAACAUCACGCAAUCCUACUCACCCACAGAAGAACGGCCGCCAACGAAAGCGGGAAGAAAGAAGAAAUCCCCAACGAAAAUAGACGUUUCCGAGCAAAACGCGAAGCCAGCACCUAUGUCUCACAGCGUGACUAGUCUCCUCGGGCAGUCAGAUAGUAAGCCGAGGGAGAGUGAUCCUCUACAGACCGCGGUCCCACCGAUGGGGCUGAGCCCUAACCCGCGGUUGAUGAGUCACCCGAUGCACCAUGACCCUCACUUAUUGGGGCCUGAGCAUAUGUCUUCCAUGGGCGCGGUGAAGGCGCCAACGCCUCUUCACAUGGGCGGUCCAGUGCCUUCAGGGCCCAGUCCUGGGCUGGAGCCCAAGGUGCCGCCCAUGGCCGUGCCCGGGCAGGCGUACCCGGGCACUCCAAGCCAUGAUAACCCGUACGCGCAGUAUCCUCCUGGUUACGGCGUAGGCUACGGAGGUUACCCCAACUCCCACUACUAUGGGGGUUACGGCGCACCCCCCUACUACCCCCCGGGGUAUGCGGCGACCCCGCCUUACCCCGCGCCGCAAAACCCGCCGCAAAACCCGGACGGGUACCUACCGCCCAACCCGCAGUGGUGAACUAACUGAUUGUCAACUACAGUGAUAACUUUAUAAGUGAAAGUGGUGUUCAGUGAAAAAAGUAACGACAUGCGAAAUUAUUCUUUAUGCCAAAAGGACAAAGGAAGAGUAGGAUUUGAUUUUGUUUUGCAAUAAAAAUGUAUUAGGUAGAAUAUGGAAUUUUGAGGCAAGAUCUAAGUUGAUUGGGCAUAAAGAGUAAUUUCGUAUGUAUCUUUUGGGGAAACUAAAAAGUUGACAGGUACAAAGGAUAUAGUAUAUGAUCGCAGUCCUCCUAUUAGGCUAAUCAAGCCUUAGCCUAUAUUUAAUAGCAGUGUGUGUGUAUCCGGUCUAGAUAUUGUGAUCGGACACUUAAUUAGAUGAAUUUGUGAAAUGUAUUUAGGACCUUAUUUUUUGCGUCAUUUUUGAUACUUUUUCGUGUAGAAAAUUAAAUUGGACUAGUUA